GAUCGCAGCCCCCGGCGGUUCCCGGGUCUCUCUCCCCGGCAGCCGGGGCUGGGCACCAGGCGGCGCGCGGGUUUGCCGGCAGGGGCUGCAGGGCGGAGGAGAGGACCCGAGCCCGCGGGGGCUGGGCGGAGGCGGGGCCGGGCUUCCGGACAGAGGCCAAUCGCUGCCCUCGGGGCCUCCAGCGCCGGCCCUGGGCCGAGGCAGCCAGAGUGCGGAAGAGGCCUGGAAAUCCACGCGGAUUCCCGGAGACAGCGGCUCUGCUCUGCGGGUUCGUGGCGAGGAAGUCCACCCACUGCUCCCGGGCGCAGGUCUGCAGGUCCGCGCCCACUGCCCGUGGCGCCACUGACCAUGUCGGUGACUGAUCAGGCUUUUGUCACACUGGCCACCAGUGACAUCUACUGCCAGGGCGCCCUGGUCCUGGGGCAGUCACUGAGGAGACACAGGCUGACGAGGAAGCUGGUGGUGUUGAUCACUCCUCAGGUGUCCAGCCUGCUCAGGGUCAUCCUCUCGAAGGUGUUCGAUGAAGUCAUUGAAGUGAAUGUAAUCGAUAGUGCAGACUACAUCCACCUGGCCUUUCUGAAGAGACCUGAGCUCGAGCUCACCCUCACCAAGCUUCACUGUUGGACUCUCACUCACUACAGCAAGUGUGUCUUCCUGGAUGCAGACACUCUGGUGCUGUCCAAUGUUGAUGAGCUGUUCGACAGGGGAGAGUUUUCUGCGGCCCCAGACCCUGGAUGGCCGGAUUGCUUCAAUAGCGGGGUGUUCGUCUUCCAGCCUUCUCUCCACACGCAUAAACUCCUGCUGCAGCACGCCAUGGAACACGGCAGCUUUGACGGGGCGGACCAAGGCUUACUGAAUAGUUUCUUCAGGAACUGGUCGACCGCAGACAUCCACAAGCACCUGCCGUUCAUCUAUAACUUGAGUAGUAACACGAUGUACACUUACAGCCCUGCCUUCAAACAAUUCGGUUCCAGUGCAAAGGUCGUCCACUUUUUGGGGUCCAUGAAACCUUGGAACUAUAAGUACAAUCCACAGAGUGGCUCGGUGUUGGAGCAGGGCUCAGCGCCCAGCAGCCAGCACCAGGCGGCAUUCCUUCAUCUCUGGUGGACGAUCUACCAGAACAGCGUGUUGCCCCUGUAUAAAAGUGUCCAAGCGGGGGAAGCACGCGCGUCUCCUGGUCACACACUUUGCCUCAGUGAUGUGGGGGUGCCGUGUGCAGAUUCAGCGUCUGGUGUCGGAGAGCCGUGUGAAAAUGCAACACCCAGUGCCGGCGUGCUGUGUGCAAAUUCACCACUGGGUUCUAAGCAGCCUGCUCAGGGCCUUCCGGAGCCGACCCAGAUAGUGGAUGAGACCCUGUCCCUACCUGAAGGACGCCAUUCAGAAGAUAUGAUAGCUUGUCCUGAAAUUGAGACUCCUGCCGUGAUAACGUGUGACCCACUGUCCCAGCCUUCCCCUCAGCUUGCAGACUUCACAGAGACUGAAACCACCUUGCAGCCAGCAAAUAAAGUCGAAAGUGUCUCAUCCGAGGAAACCUUCGAACCAAGCCAGGAACUCCCUGCUGAGGCUGUCAGGGACCCCAGUCUGCAGGAUGCACUGGAGGUCGACCUGGCCGUCUCUGUUUCCCAGAUCUCCAUCGAAGAGAAGGUGAAGGAAUUGAGCCCCGAGGAAGAGAGGAAGAAGUGGGAGGAAGGCCGUAUCGACUACAUGGGGAAGGACGCGUUUGCUCGCAUCCAGGAGAAGCUAGACCGGUUCCUGCAGUAAUCCGGCAGCUGGUGGGCGUUGUGUGUAGUUAGACAAUGUCCUGUUGCGUGGUCCUGUUGUGUGGAGAUCUCCUCUGGUCCUUUCAAAGGGAAACGCUGUUGAACCUUGUGCCUCUAUUUAUGCUUAAUCCAUUUGAGUGCCUCACGCAAAAAAACGUAGAGUAUAGAAAUCCACCUUAAAGCCCCUCGCCCCAACCCCUCCACCAAUGCCUUCUGGGCUUUCUUCAGAGGUCAGUUCUACCCUUGAACCUGUCGGCAAAAGCGAGCAGUAAUCACAUUCUAGUAGACCCUUGAUGGUGGUCUCUGCUCUUGCCCGAAGGACCUCCGCAGUACGCUGGAGCUGUGUUGUACAGGUGCUAUGAGACCUACCCUAUUUAGAAUUAAACCUCACCGCAGAUUUCCUCCCAUCACUAAGCUAACAACACUAAUAUAGGUAUUUAGCACCUCUGAGGCUUUGCCGUGGAGACCCAUUCCUGUAGGGCUAAGGAAACAUGUAGACGUGGUGAGUGACUUUCGUUUGGACUUGGCGAAGCGUAUCUGAGAAACACCUCGGCUGUGGUCUCUCUGCUUUAAAUCCUAGCAGGACUUCCUAGAGCGUUGACAGAAAUUCUACUUGCGGACGUUGGGAAGAAAGAUUGUAGGUGGCUUGGGGGAUGUAGGUGGCUUAGAGGAUCUAAACGGAUUCACUUCCUGGUUGAGAAGAAUCAAGGGCUUGCCCCUACGUGAUUUAGAGCAACAGCUUGCUCAGGAUAACAGGAUCUAGAGAUGCUCUCUGCUUGACGACAAAAGUCAGGGUGCAGUCGGUCCAGCCUUGACUGCUCUUGGCUUGUUCUCUGCCCUCACUACCUCAGUUCUCAAUCACUUGGUGAAUCACUGCAUCCCUCAACGCCAUUUCCACUCAGCUCUUUCCAGAGAAUUCUCAGUUUUAUGAGACGGGAAACUAUUUCACGAGAAAGCCUCAUUGUCAGAAGUAUCUUCAUUCAAUGGGCACAAUAUGCUGUGUAUCUCACCGGGUGGCUGUCAGGGGCCACCGAGAGUGUCGUUAAAAAUGGGCAUCGUUGUAAUAAAGGAGGAAAGUGCGACUUUUGAAAUGUUUGGAAAGUUUAUUUAUCAUGCACAUUCCAGGGAAAAGCAGAGAGUAAAUUAGAGAUGGGAUAGGAAGGCCGUGGGAGAACGCGAUCCUAGCCUGUGUCAGCUGGAUGCAUUUACAUGGAGAGGAGUGGCCACUUUUUAGGUCACCUGAAGCAGUUUUAACCUUUGGAUAGAGGAACCUGCCUGAAUUUAUGGCAUUAGUGGUGGCAUUUUUUUGUGUGCAGAUGUGGAUGAUGGAGGGGCUGUUUCUUUUUCCGUGUGGGUGGUUAAUAAUCUUCAGUCUCAGAGGGCGAUGCUCAUAGGAUAUUUCAGGGGUUAAUUUAAAAUAGCCAUGUGGAUACAGUCUCAGGUGAGUCAGGGUUGGAUGGUCGUCGGCUUUCAGAGGGAGACCACGGGAAUGUUCAGGGAAAAAAUGUCAGCUUCUCUGAGGACCAGAAUUCAUGUUCACGGGCAGUGAUGAGUUGGCUUAUGGAGUGAGUCCAGUCUGGAAUUCCGCUGUGCAUUCUAGCCUGUAUCAUCUCAUUUGGACAAAUGCUGACACAUUUAAAUUAAAAUGUUAAAAAACA
Symphalangus syndactylus (siamang) is the source of this 3418-nucleotide messenger RNA. It is a transcript of the gene GYG2, whose product is annotated as glycogenin 2. The record is from RefSeq and is a predicted model, not a curated record. Gene Ontology annotation, molecular function: glycosyltransferase activity. Lineage: Eukaryota; Metazoa; Chordata; Mammalia; Primates; Hylobatidae.